Molecule: messenger RNA, 525 nt
Organism: Echinostoma caproni
Lineage: Eukaryota; Metazoa; Platyhelminthes; Trematoda; Plagiorchiida; Echinostomatidae
Source: the annotation of a GenBank genome assembly
AUGACCCCGUAUCAUCCUCAAGGUAACGGGCUAGUGGAACGCACCAAUCGGACCAUAAAGGGCAUCCUUCAAGGUUUCUGCAAAACCCUUGAUGCAGAUCGCUGGGACGAAACACUUCCGCUGUGCAUGCUCGCCUAUCGUGCUUCGUACCAUAGCACCACUGAGUACAGUCCAGCAUUCCUGACGCUCGGACGUGAGUUACGUUUACCCGUAGAGAUAGCGGUUCCAUCGUUGCCGAAUGCUGCUGACACCACGCUUGCCUAUACUCGAGACCUUGAAGAACGUCUUCAACAAGCCUUCCAACACGUUCGGGAACACGCCGGCCGAAUGCAAGAGCAACAGAAACGCGUUUACGAUCGUGAAAUUCACGGGAAUGCGUAUAAUGUGGGGGACCGUGUAUGGUUACAUCGACCAAGGCCGCCGCAGGGCACUUCAACCAAGUUCCAUCCGCCGUGGCAGAGCCCCUACGAAGUCGUUUAUCAGCGUUCACCGACCGUCUAUACCAUCCGCAAAAUUGGCUCUUGA